CUUGAUGCGAAGUUGGAGGACCAGGGUGUGUGUGUGAGGGGGAGGGAGUCCCUCCCUGAACUUGGCCCUGUUUGACAGGCGGGCGGCGGCCCCUCACGUCAGUCAAGCUUUAUCAAUAACCGCCUGUUGAUGGCCGCGGUCUCAACGGACUUGAGCCCGAGUGGCGAUGGCGCUGUGCAGCAGAUUCUGUGGCUGUGACGACAACACAGGCUAGAGGACUGUGAGGGACUGUGAGGGACAGUGAGUGACCACCAUGUGGCCGCGAGGGUUCGUCUGUGUGCUGGUCACUGUUGUGGGACUGCCGUGGGUGCAUGAUGUUGCUUGUCAUGAAGUGCAGUGUUUACCAAGGUCAAGUCGACCUCCUAACACAGGAUUGUCCUGCCCCGAGGGCUUCUGGGGACAGACGUGUAACCUCCCCUGCAACUGCCAAGGAGGGUGUGACGUCGACACGGGGGCAUGUGGCGGCGCGUGCCUGCAGGGCUGGAGUGACGGACGGGGCACUACGUGCAGCAAGUGGAACCUGGCGUUGAACAGCAGGAGCACUGUGACGUCAGAUCCCCCAGGAACGUCAUUUCCUGCCGACCUGGUGGUUGACGGUGACAGACAUCAUUGCAUCAACACUUCUACUGGCCUGAAAUAUGUGGACUGGACUGUGGACCUGACAGCUGUCCAUCCAAUCAACAGUAUUCUUAUCGUGCUUCCAGAAAUAGAUCAGCAGCACGCGCUCAACGUGUGGGUGCUGCUACACAACGGCACGUGGCACUCGUGUGGACGCCAUCUCUCAGUGUCCAGAGAGGUCAUCGUGCCAUGUCCGGUGGCUGCUAGUCAAGUUCGCAUCGCCACCGAUCGCCACGUGGACUCCGCCGCCAACAUGUCGUCUGACGUCCGCCUUGACCUGUGCGAGGUGGAGGUGUACGCGUGCGCGCCGGGAGUGUACGGGCCAAACUGCAGCCAGGUGUGCUCAGGUAACUGUCACGACCGGCAGACGUGCGACCACGUGACCGGAGCCUGCGCGGGGGGUUGCGCAGCUGGCUGGAAGCAUCCUGCCUCUGGCUGCGUCACCGCGUGUACCCCGGGUACGUACGGCACAGGGUGUGGCCAGACAUGUGGUCACUGUAAGGAUGGCGAGCCCUGUGAUGGCGCCACUGGCGAGUGUGUCAAGGGUUGUGAAGACGGUUACACCGGGAUCUCGUGUCAAGAGGCACAGGUGGGCAAUCAAGAAGAGGAUGAGUCGGGGAUCUCCACCUCGGGUGUGGUAGGAGCUGUUGCUGGUGGCAGCGCCGCCUUCUUAUGCUGCGUGUGCAUCAUCGCACACAUACGCAGGCACGUGAAGAAGGAGCGCGCCAAGCGGCAGGACGAGGAGAUGAGCGCCGCUCACCAGGAGACUGCUGCCAUGGCUGGAACCUCUCCCCCCACCAACAUCAACAAGAAUGGCCUGCGCCGAAAGUCCUCCCUCUUCAGGGACCGCAAAAUCUCCAUCUUCGGAGAGAGGAAGACGAGUGUCUUUGGAGGAGAAAGAAGAAAGUCUAUUUUCGCUGCUGUCUUCGGCUUUGCUAAGGAUGAAGACUUGUCAAGUGUGCCAGUGUACACCAACAACAGACAGUUGGCGGACAGCCUGUACGACAAGCCCACAGACGGCGUGCAGGUCGACAGUUUCCGGCAGUUUGUGUACGGCAAGCGCCGUGGUGCCUCCAGCCUGGAAAAUGAGUUUAAGGCGUUGCCGUCGGGGUUCACUGCGCCUUAUGAGGAGGCAGAAAAAGUGGAGAACAAAGACAAAAACCACUUCAGUGGUUACUAUCCAUAUGACUUUAAUCGUGUCAUACUACGGCAAACGGGUCUUGGAGACUACAUCAAUGCUAGCAUCAUCAAAGAUUACAAGGGGAGGGACAACUACAUCGCGGCCCAAGGACCAGACAAGCGGACGGUGCUGAGCUUCUGGCACAUGAUAUGGCAGGAGAACGUGCACGAGAUUGUCAUGCUGACCAAGUUCGCAGAGAACAAACGGGUGAAAUGUGAUCGCUACUGGUCGGAAAACGCUUGUGUGACGUACGGGGACAUCACAGUCAAGGACACCAUGCAGAUGGUCCGAGCAACUUACACAAUCAGAGUCCUCAAGGUGAUGCAUAAAAAGACGUCAGAAGCACGUGACAUACGUCAUUUUCACUACACGGAGUGGCCAGAGCAGGCCACGCCUCUUGUUCAUGACCUUCUGGAGUUCAUCUGGCGGGUCAAGGCCUCGCGGACAGAUGCCAAGGGCCCACUACUCGUUCACUGCAGUGAAGGCGUAGGUCGCACUGGAACCUACAUCGCCAUAGACUCGCUGCUGCAAGAAGCCGAGGACACGGGCUACGUGGAUGUCAAGACCUAUGUGGAGAGACUGAGACACCAGCGCAAGAACAUGGUGCUGACAAAGGAGCAGUACGCCUUCGUCCACGCAGCGCUUAUCGACGGCAUCAUCCUGGGCGACACGCGCCUCAGCGCUGCCGACUUCUGCGAAGGUUUUGUACGCGAUGGCGACCAGCUGCGCGUGGGCUACAGAAAGAUUUGCGAGCAGUUCCACGAGCUGUCCUACCUGAAGUCCGCACUGGCAUUCAGACGAGAUUCAGGCAUUGAGAACGUCACAGACCUGCGGAACGUGUCCUGUGAUGGCAUCUUCAUGCAGUUCGUGCCGAGCACGCUGUCGGCGAACAUGCUGCGCUUGGUUGACGUUGACUCGGACACCGAUGUGCAGAAGUUCAUGCUGCUGCUUCGCAACAUCAACGCCCUCACUGUCGUCUGCCUGCACGAGCAGGACCUGCAGAUCGUCAGGCGCUGCUUAGAGUGGAGUAAAAACAAAAUUGGGGAGCGGCAGGACAAGCAGAGAGCGCGUGAACAAAAGAAGAAAGUAGGUUACGACAGUGAGAGUGAAGAUGAGGAUGACUAUUAUCUGAUGGAGGAGUUGUCUACCGGACACCUGAUGGAGGAGUUGUCUACCGGACACCUGAUGGAGGAGUUAUCUGCCGGUCCUCUCACACCCGUCGUAACGGCCAACGAGUACCGUGUGUUUGUUGACGAAUACGAGGAGAUGAGCUUCCUGUUUCUGUCACUCAGUGGCUGGCAACAAGAUGAGAAGAUCUUCUCGCCGGCCUUGGUCCCGUCAGUUAUCGCCAUGGCGGACAGCAUCUUCGCGCGCCAAGAGGAGCUGGGCUUUCAUCCCGUGGUGCUGCUGUGCGGGGAGGUGCAGGAGUCAGCGGGGCUGUUCUGCGUCCUGUGUAACAUCGUGCACGGCAUUCAGCUGGAGGAGGAGGUUGAGGUCUACAGCAACGUGUGCCGCGUGCGCCGCCUGCUGCCCGAGAUCGUCACAUCCAUGGAGGAGUUCCUGUUUUGCCACCAGUUCGCCGCCAAGUACGUGGAGGCUCAGAAAGUGCAGUUUGCCUUCUAGGCGUGGAUUCUCCACAUCACACUGCGAUGCAUACGUCACCGCCAAGUGCCUACAGUUUUGAACUUCGCUACAAGUCCUGUUGCCUGUCAGAGCUGGUACAUAAGGUUGUUUGUUCACUGACCUAGGGUGGGCACUAGCCACUCUACCACACUGACGCAUCAGGAGCAGUGCUGGGCUGGUUCCCAGGGUGCACCGCGUACUUUCAGCCAGAGGAAAGUAUGCAACAUGCAAUGGCCGGGAGUGUGCCACCUGUGUUGGAGAGUUCGUACACGGCGGAACUUCGAGAACAUUCGUGUCAAGCAUUGGUAUCUCACGUUGCUACACUUUUUAUAAGGUGUUGAGAUCCUGCUGCACUGUGUGAAGUUCUAACUCAAAGUUUGCGUUGAGCGACAACCAAGUCUGUACAUAUCACUUCAAGACACUAGUACAAUCUGCAAAAAAUGUUGUAUUCCAGUCGCUUGCUAACUAUGCAUUUAUUUUUGCUUGACAAAACUCCUAUGUCUGGAAGUCACAUGGUGUCUUGACCGAAUGCAGGCACCUGGUCAUCUCACAAGAUGCUGGCAGCCAGCCUUAACCAAAGCUACAGUACAUUUGACAUGUGUAAAGUGUACAAGUAUACAAAGCUGCAGGAUAGUGUACACAUAAUACUUGUCCUUCAUCUCCAGACUUGGACAGCCCACAUUUUCCUGUUUCUGGGACCAGACAUGCCUGACGCGAACAGGUGUUAUAUUCUGCAUGGACAGUGAUUUACAUGGACAUGUAGCUCAGUGAUUUAACAUGUUUUGAAGUAGAUCAGCAGUACAGUUCAAUGUGAUACAGACGUUAGUUUUAAUUUAGGACAUAUGGAAAAAUAAAUCUAUGCAUGUGCUGGAGAA
Molecule: messenger RNA, 4296 nt
Organism: Pomacea canaliculata
Lineage: Eukaryota; Metazoa; Mollusca; Gastropoda; Architaenioglossa; Ampullariidae
Product: receptor-type tyrosine-protein phosphatase epsilon-like
Exons: 25
Coding region: 254-3421 (1055 amino acids)
Biological process (GO): protein dephosphorylation
Molecular function (GO): protein tyrosine phosphatase activity
Source: RefSeq, a predicted model, not a curated record